AUGUCCAAUAAGACUGAGUACUAUUCUGAAGAGGAGGAGUCCCAAUGUCCUCUUUGUAUGGAAGAGAUGGAUCUAUCAGACAGGAAUUUCAGACCUUGCCCUUGUGGAUAUCAGAUCUGUCGAUUUUGUUGGCAUCAUAUCCAAGAGACUUGUAAUGGUCGAUGCCCUGCUUGUCGAAGAGUAUAUUCUGAACAGACUAUUGAAUUUAAACCAAUAUCGGCUGAAGAGUUAACGCGGAUCAAGAAUGAAAAGAAACAAAAGGAACGUGAAAAGAAAGAGCUUGAAGCGAUGAAUCGAAAACAUCUGGCCAAUAUGAGAGUAGUUCAAAAGAAUUUGGUUUAUGUAAUUGGUCUCAGUCCGAAGAUUGCAAAUGAAGAGAUACUACGGUCACAUGAUUAUUUCGGUCAAUACGGAAAAAUAGCCAAAAUUGUCGUUAACCGUCGAAAUCCUCCGGCGUCCACUGUUCCUGGCGCUCCGGCGCCUCAGCCUAGUGUUGGUGUUUACAUAACUUAUGUUCGAAAAGAAGAUGCAGCAAGGGCUAUAGCUGCAGUAGAUGGUAGCAUGUCUGACGGUAAAGUGUUAAGGGCAUCAUAUGGUACAACAAAAUACUGUACAUAUUAUUUACGUAGUAUGGUGUGCCAAAAUCCUAAUUGCAUGUAUUUGCAUGAACCUGGAGAGGAAGCUGACAGUUAUACUAAGGAAGAUUUAGCAUCGGUGUAA
Molecule: messenger RNA, 720 nt
Organism: Rhizophagus irregularis DAOM 181602=DAOM 197198
Lineage: Eukaryota; Fungi; Glomeromycota; Glomeromycetes; Glomerales; Glomeraceae
Biological process (GO): protein ubiquitination
Cellular component (GO): CCR4-NOT complex
Molecular function (GO): metal ion binding; RNA binding; ubiquitin-protein transferase activity
Source: RefSeq, a predicted model, not a curated record